AUGCUGGCGGAGGUGUCCUGCUCUGGUUUUGAGCCGCAGACGUAUCUCCGAGAACGCUGCAAGAAGUGCUUCCGCUUGCGAUCGAAGCAUGACGUUGAAAAUUCCGACAAUGCCGUAAACCCCACUAAAAGUGGUAAGGGCAAUUCAAAUGGACAGCAGCAGCAGCACACCUCCGUAACUACAAGCAUUAGCGACCCACAGUUUCCUGAAUUUGCCCGUCUCGAUGUGGCGGUACCGCAAGUGAAUGACGAAGACACGACGUCAUGCACAUCAUACAAGUCAGCUAGCUCGAAAGGUCUCUCAAGUGCGAAGUCGGCCGAGAGUAUAUCAUCGAAUCAGGACAGCAAGAGCAUGAUUACAGCCAUUUCUGAAAGCAUUCAGGAUGAUGAACGAGCAAUUACGCCCAUGGAAAGCAGUUCGGUCGGUGGUUCUUCUGAAAUUACCAGUCUGUUCAUAAAACUCAUUCUCAAAACUGUAAUGAACAAUUUUGAUGCGUCAGUGAUGAAAAAUGAAAUAGCUCGUUUAACGGAAGAAGUAACACAGCUGAAAGAAGAAAGACAGAAGUGGGCAGUGAGAAGGGGAAAAUGUCAAAAUGCGGGUGACGAGUCGUUGAUUGAGAUGCUGGAGGAGCGGCUAGCUGAGGCAGAAAACUGUAUACAGGAUUAUCGAGAUGAAAAUACGGUGCUGAAAUGUGAGCUUCGAGAGCUGCAGGAAUGUGACGGAGCAGAAGGUGGCAACGACCCGGAGAAUGCAAAGUUAGCCGAGAAACUGAAGGCAUCGGAGUCGCUAUGCGAGGAAUUGAUGGAGGAGAAUGAGACCUUGAAAGCGGACGUAAAGGAUUUGCAACAAGAAAUCGAAGAAAUGCAAGUUCGUAUUGUAUUUAUUAACUACCUAUAUUUUCUUGCGUGCCGUUAUUUUUGGUAA
Gongylonema pulchrum is the source of this 924-nucleotide messenger RNA. The record is from the annotation of a GenBank genome assembly. NCBI's taxonomy places the organism in Eukaryota, Metazoa, Nematoda, Chromadorea, Rhabditida, Gongylonematidae.